AUGAGUGCCAAUACGCAAACGAUACAACUAGUCGUAUUAUUUGUUGUUGUGCUGUACAGCGCGCUACUACCACGAACGGGAAGCGUAAAAAGUCAAAUUAGUAGCUAUGCAGACACAGCUGGUGAAUGGUCGUUGGACUUGAAGAAGUCGUUAGUGAAGUUCGGCGCACGCGCGGCUGGCAAAAGCAACUCGGAAGCGCCACCAUAUAAGCUAACGUCGCAACAAAUGGAAGACUACGAGGCAAUAAUGAGUGCUGGCGAGGAUAUGCCUAGCGAUUCAGUCGCAUAUCGCAAUCGCACAAAAGGCCAAAUGGGCGACGAGUAUGUGCCGGAAGAUACGCGAAGCUUUCUCUGUCUGCCGAUCAUGCGUAUUUUCACUGUGGAUGUGCGUCGCGUUGUGAUUGCAGGGGAGCGCGUUGCUGUGGUUGGUGAUCAUGCGCGGCUGGGCGCAUGGCAGGUGGAACGAGCUGUGGUGAUGACGCCAAGCGGUCGCGACAACGGCGUCUGGUCAGCUAAAGUGGCAAUUUGCGCCAACGCGCGUAUACACUAUCGCUACUUUAUCUUCAGCGUCGAUAGGUACGGCAGGCGACGGGUGCACGAAUGGGAGGGUGUACCGUAUGGCCGCGUGUUGGAGCAAUACCAGAUGUAUCGGCCACCUGGGAAGGAUCAGUUUGGUUUGCUGUCACACAUGACCGUGGGUGAUGUGGAGCACGAAAAAGGUUGGCUGCGCCAUGAGUAUGCCAUCGAAUUUAAGUUCAUUUGGGAUCAGCAUAUGAAGUUUUACCCUUAUAUGCACUUGAAUCGGGCCACGAAAUUUCUGCUGAAGAUGAGCGUUUCACAAAAUGGUUUUGAGUUGUCGCCCAGCGCUUGGCGCGACACCGAACUGGAGGUGUCACACUACGCUUAUAAUCGCUCGCAGUUUAAACCGCAAACUGAGCGGGGCGUACCCUACAUAGCGGGCGAUGUUGUCAUAUUUCGCUUCACAGCCGCGCUGAACACCAAACACUCAUAUCAGCUGAGCGUUUUUACGGCGGAUGGUGAUCGCGUGGGCGAAGCACUAAUUCUGUCUCUAGAUUUGCGGGGCGGGGAGGGCGUGCUGACCCUGCCUAUACAAGGCGCUGUGAAUGGCUUUCAAGUUGGUGCGCUGACGUUGCCCUACGUGAUUAUACGCCCUUUGGUUGACGCCGCAGAUUAUAACUUGCGCGGCAGUUUUCAGCGCUACUGGCCCAUGAAUUGGCCAUCGGUGGAUAUAGGGCAUCGCGGCAUAGGCGCCAGCUACAACGCGGAUGCACCAUUGAUGGAAAAUACUUUAGCCAGUUUUUUGUACGCGCACAGAUUCAAAGCAGAAAUGGUGGAGUUGGAUGUACAGCUGACGCGCGACUAUGUGCCGAUAGUCUGGCAUGAUUUCGGUUUCAAAACCGCCCCAAAAGGGCGCUUUGUGGAGAGCGUAGAGGACUUGGAUUAUGUGCUAAUUAAGGACCUAACCUAUGAGCAACUGAAAAGCCGUCGCGUAUUUGCUGUUGAGGAUGGCGACAUCUAUGAAUACACGAACUACAACGCGCGCAAUGCUUCGGAGAUGGAGCGUUUAUUUGUUACGCUGCGUGAAAUAUUCCAAAUAUUGCCCUCAACACUCGGCCUGGAUAUAGAAAUUAAAUGGCCGCAGCCUUUAGUGAGCGGCGCAUUGGAGGCAGCGCAAACGCUGCGGAAAAAUCGCUUCGUCGACACCAUUUUGAAAACGACCGGUAUAUAUGGUUGCGGUCGUCCCUUAUUCUUCUCCAGUUUCGAUGCAGACAUCUGCACUAUGUUGCGCCUGAAACAGAAUGUCUUUCCCGUAGCUUUCGUAACAAUUGGUGAAACGCGCUUGUGGGAACCCUUUAAGGAUUUGCGCACGCGCAGCUAUCUGAGCGCCGUGAAUUUUGCACAAUCAGCAAAUCUGUUGGGUACCGUGCCGCAUGCGGAAGACUUUCUGCAGCACGGUGCGCUGCUUGACUUCGGUUUGGACUUGGGUCAGGCGACAUUUGUAUGGGGCGAUGAGCUCCAAGAUGCACGCAUUGUUGAGCAAUUCAAACGUUGGCAUGUGUCCGGCGUAAUUUAUGACCGCAUCGAUUUGUACGGCCCGCGGCGCAAGCGCGAGCGCUUCUUCAGCGCACCAGAGUUACUCGACAUAUUCACGCGUCAGUGCAUUGUUGUUGGACAUUCCAACUGCAGCAGUGAGUUCGCGCUGCCGGAUGGCUUCGAUUUACAUGGAAAACCGGUGAGUCGACUUGGCUGUGAGGUGAUUGUGCAGCAGAUCGGCUGA
Messenger RNA from Bactrocera latifrons, 2298 nucleotides. Its product is annotated as glycerophosphocholine phosphodiesterase GPCPD1-like. Gene Ontology annotation, biological process: glycerophospholipid catabolic process. Gene Ontology annotation, molecular function: starch binding; glycerophosphocholine phosphodiesterase activity. The record is from RefSeq and is a predicted model, not a curated record. The transcript has a single exon. Lineage: Eukaryota; Metazoa; Arthropoda; Insecta; Diptera; Tephritidae. Bases 1 to 2298 code for a protein of 765 amino acids.